AUUGCCUAACGUCAAAGUAUACAUUAUUCAGAGGUUACCUUUUAUUUUCCGAACGAGAAAACCCUGUGAGAAUUACUUUAGAACAAUUUCAAGUGAUUAGAUUAAAGCGUUAUUGAGCACAAUGGCAAAUUCAGGGAAAGGAACAUUUCAACCGGACUCCGAUGUCCACAUUUCCUUUGAAGACCAACAAAAAAUUAACAAAUUUGCUCGCCUGAACGCUAAAGUUGACGAUUAUAAAGAUGAACUGAAAGUAAUACAGAACGACAUGAAGAACUUAGAGGAAGCCGUUGAAGAGCUGGCGCUAGCCGACGACAGCGAGAAGAUCCCUUACCUUGUAGGAGAAGUAUUCAUCUGCCAGAGUCUAGAAGAUACAAUGAAAUCAUUAGAAGAGUCAAAACAGAAAAAGGAAAAUGAAAUUGCUGAAUUAGAGGCCAAAUGUGAUGAACUCAAGUCUCAAAUGGCUGAAUUGAAGGCACACCUCUAUGGAAAGUUUGGAAGCCACAUAAAUUUGGAAAAUGAGGAGGAAUGACGCAUUAAAUGCAAUAUUCAGAUAUAAUUGAAAUAAAACUAACACAGCAGU
Molecule: messenger RNA, 580 nt
Organism: Leguminivora glycinivorella
Lineage: Eukaryota; Metazoa; Arthropoda; Insecta; Lepidoptera; Tortricidae
Gene: Pfdn4
Product: probable prefoldin subunit 4
Exons: 3
Coding region: 122-529 (135 amino acids)
Biological process (GO): protein folding
Cellular component (GO): cytoplasm; prefoldin complex
Source: RefSeq, a predicted model, not a curated record